Messenger RNA from Caenorhabditis bovis, 474 nucleotides. The record is from the annotation of a GenBank genome assembly. Lineage: Eukaryota; Metazoa; Nematoda; Chromadorea; Rhabditida; Rhabditidae.
AUGCAGGAGAAAUGCGUCAACAAUCAUAACCUUGGCGCGUUUUCUGACACCUGCGCGGCCGCCUCGAACAAAUUUUUAAAUGGACAUUCGGUCCCGGUAUUUGCAAACCUCUUUUCGCUGGCGAAUCGACACGCGGUAUUCGCUAAUGGCGGAUUCGUUCGAAUUGGCAUCGAGCGACGAGGUCCCUGCUAUUACAAGAACACCACCGAAUGUCGGGGAAUCCGCGGAUUCGAAUGGCUCGAUCCGAGCGUGUCGGGAAAAGCGGCGAUGAUGUUCCGCAAAGGCCAACCCGACUAUUAUCAUUUGCAGCAGCACUACGUCGUGAUGAUGACAAAGGAUAUUAGACAGAAGAAGGAAAAAUGGGAGGCAGGCGAUAUGGAGGAUAUUGAAGAAACAUAUACUAGGGAUCCUGUGAGGCCGGCGAAAACGAUUCGAGGCUACGCUUGCAGUAUUCAAGCACUCACAUGUCUUUAA